UCCCAGAAUGCACCACGAUAAGACCGGCCUCUCCUUCGUUAGGUCCCCGCCUCUCAGCUGUGCAGCUAGGUAAACAAACAGGAGAGGAGAGGAAAAGAGCAGCAGCGGACACCGUGCUGGCUCCAGGCCCUCUCUGGGAAAUUUUAUAUAGUUUAUAUACACUUUUUGUAAUAUCGUGUUUCCUACCAACUUUUAGUACUUUGAUACACUGGUUUUGACAUUUUCUAACAGCGAAACCUGGCAAGGAUUGGCUGUAGCUUGCCAGCUUGGAAACACUGGAUUUUUUUCUUCUCAUUUCGACAAAGGCUGCUGAUGAGCCAGUGAGGACAUUGGGCAAGAUAACAACUCGCCGUGUUUUUUUUAAGUGUCAUUCAGUGUUGUAAUAACCGAUGCACUGUCUUCCCUGUAUUUAAACCCGACCUGUCGCCGCUGCUUUUUGUGAAGCUAACGUUCAGUUAAACUGAAGAGGGGCAUAGCUAACGUCAACGGCAGCCAGUCUCAGGAAAGAAUGACGGCGGUUCAGCUAAUAAAUAUCCAACGUUUAUUGGAAGCUGCGGAAUAUCUAGAACGGAGAGAAAGAGAGUGUGAACACGGAUAUGCUUCGACAUUUCCGUCAAAUCAGAACACAAACUACCAGAGGCAAAGAAAAUUCCGAAAUAAGAAGUUCAGCAGUAACCACAAUAGGUCCACACAUAAUGAGCUGGAGAAGAACAGACGAGCUCACUUGCGGCUGUGUCUGGAGCGGUUGAAGGCCCUCAUACCCCUGGGACCCGACUGCAACCGCCACACUACCCUGGGCCUGCUCAACAAAGCCAAAGCACACAUAAAGAAACUUGAAGAGACAGACAGGAAGAGCCAGUACCAGCUGGAGUCUCUGGAGCGCGAGCAGAGGCACCUUCAGCGCCAGCUGGAGCUGCUGAGGGGAGGCAGCGGUGCUGCAGCCCAGAGCAGCCCAGGGGAGGGGGAACGGAUACGCAUGGACAGCGUGGGCUCCACCCUCUGCUCCGACCGCUCCGACUCUGACCAAGAGGAGAUUGAGGUGGACGUGGAAAGCACGGAGUUCUCCCAUGGAGAGCUGGACAGUGUGAGCACAGCCAGCACCAGCGACCUGGACGACCACAGCAGCCUGCAGAGCAUGGCCAGCGACGAGGGCUACUCCUCCUGCAGUGUCAAACUUGCCUUUUCCUCCUAGAGCUCCACUCCGCCACCACCUCCCUGCCAAACUCGCCUGCCCUCCCCAUCUGUUUAUCCAUUCGACCAUGCCUACAUACAGUCACCUCCGACAGUGUCCACGCCUCCGGCUGACGGCGUCCCUGUUGCUCCCGCCUCUCAGCAGCAUCCCCUCUGUUCCUAGCCUUUAGUUGCCCCCCUCUUCCUCCUGUGCUGCUGAACCCACUGUUGGAGGAGCUCCGCACAGAGCUCUUCCUCACCUCUGAAUUUUGAGCUACCCUGACCGACACCAGGGAUCCAAACACAGUGAUGUGAGACUGCCAGUUGGUUUUAAUAUUCUUCUAACAGGAGAUCAUCUUAAUGUUGAAUGAUUGAUUUUCCUUCUUCUAUUUCCUCGAACUGUCAAAUGUCUAAAUUUUUUAAAGAUACACAACCCCUAAUUUAAUCCAAAAUGCACUUAAAUUCUUAUGAUAUUGAAAUAAGUCAGAGUUUCUGUUUGGGUCUCUCUCCUGUGUGUGCACAUCUAAUCUGGACUAUAAUGAACACUGUGGGUGAACUUUGCCAUAUCAACACAGCUUGGCCCUGAUAAACGUCCCCUCAUUCCUGAAUUUAAUCCUUUGUCUUAUUGUUUUUUUCAUGACCUCUGCUCGACACUGCAAAAGCUCAAACACUUGAACUGGUGCUAUUGUGAAACAAACCAACGGGGAAGCAGAUCAGAUCCACCACAACUGAGCUUUUAAAGCAAACAAAGUGUGUCUGCCAUGAUUGUUUCCAACCAAGCGUGGAAGAAAACAACCACAAAAAUGGAGGUUAAAAAAAAACAAACAUUCCUGUCGAAUGUGGGUGCUCAGUGCAUUUUCAAAGAGUGGAAAUUGUAAUGUGUGUGUGUGUGUGUGUUUUGUUUUGGUUUCUUUCCCCGUCGACAAGCAGCUACAACAAGCUAUCCUGCACUUGCCUACUUCAGAGCUGUCCAUAGAAACGGCACAAAUCAAGAAGUGGAAAAAAGAAAAACAACAAAAAAACUAAACAAAAAAUAACAAAAAAAAAACAGCAACAAAGAAAAAGUCCAAACAACAACAAACUUUGGAGUAGAUGUCCAUACUCUUUCCAGCAGUAACAAGCAAUAACUGUAGUUGUUUUUGUCUCGUCAGUUUUAACUCCCUUCACAAUUUUUUUUUCUCCCUUAAAGACUGUGUGACCGUCCAUAAAGCAAAUUUCCUUCUUUUUUGUACAUACAAAUAGUUUAAUAAAUUAAAAUUUAAAAAUGAGUUUAAAAAAAGGUAGAGCUCAUGGAUAGAACUAUCGGCUCUGUUGCUGUUUGAUCUGUGUUUAUUGUGCUUUUUAAAUUAAUUUUUGGAAAGAUUUUAUCCUCUUCAGAGUGGCAGCGGAUGCAGCAUGGGCCACUGUUGCUUUGUCCAGUUUUGCAGGUGGAAACAUUGGAAAGUUACUCGUUUUGUUUGCUGCGCUGACAAGGAACAGAAAACUCUUCAACGUGAUAAAAACAAUAGAACAACUUCCCGUUCAGCUGCGCAAAAAAGUAAGCCGGUAGGACUUCUGUUGGAGAAUGCUGAGUCUGUGUGGCACUCUUUUAUUUAUUAGCUUUUUUUUUGUUUAUGAUGUUAAUGAAUGGGGAGGGGGGGUAUGUGGCAUUCCACUGGUGGUCAGGUGAUCUGUGGAGGAAAAGUCUGAAGUGUGAGAAGAAGCAAACGGGUUUUAUGAUGUCAAUGUUCGCCAUCCAAACUCCACUGGCAUUAAGAAUUGCACUUCAGCCACAGUUCUCUGUAAUUUUUUUUUCUUUUCUUUUCUGCUGUCAUGUACUCUCAUGGACCCUUCAUGAAUCCUUUUGUAUGUGGGGAAAAAGAAAGAGAAAAAAAAAAACAUCGGCCUUUUAAAUAUUUAUUUCUCAAUUCUUCAAUGAACACAAAGAAUGGGGAAAAGAAGUUAACUUAUUUUGUUUCUGUCUUAUUCUACUCCUCUUUUUGACAUUUAUUCCUCAUUCCUUAUUUUAAGACUUGUUGAUUUUAUGUUGUUUUUUUUUUGUUUGUUUGUUUUUUGUUUUUUUGGUGGGGAGGGUGGGAGGGGAUGAGAAAUGUAGCCAUUUUGUUUUCAUUUUUCUGAUGAUUUGUUCAGUGGACACUUGAAAUGUAAUUGGCCCCUAAGCUGCUCCUAGUGCUGAGCCUCGCCUGUUUAGAGUCUCCAGCCUUGUCCGGAGUGGACUCCCCAGCAACACGCUGUGACGAGAAAUACAGGCCUGAAACACCUGGAUAGGCUCAUAGACAAAAUGGCUUCCCUCCAUAUCCGGCCUUUGGACACAAGGUCAAAGAGUCGCCAUUCUAACUCCUAAAUGUUUGUGUCCGGUUGUUUUUGGGGGGGGUUGAGGGGGGGUCAUCUCUGCACAAGGCUUAUUGAUGGCCAAGACUUUACUGGCAGAUACUGAGCCAGCUACUACAAAAUAAAGGGGGUCUAAAACUCCACUUUCCUCUAUUAGGAGGAUUGUAGUCUCUAUUAGACUUGUGUUUAGUCGACAAAAUGUGUCUUACAUUUACAAUACAAGGUCUCUGACUGAGGAUUUAAAGAAAAGAAAAUAAAGAAUAAGAACAAAUCCUUUGGUUUCUCUGAAGGACAUCAUUAAGGUGUAGAGUUUGUAAGUUCUCUGCAGAGCUAUGAUGAGGUUGUUGGACUUGGCACUGAAUCAGAAAGUCACCACUUUUGGUGCUUGACUAUAAAAACACGAAAAUGCCAAAACCACCUCAGAACACCUCAGUGUCCUCUCUCUUUAUCUCUCGCUCUCUCUCUCUCUCUCUGAGGGACAGUUUACAUUUAUUCUUCCCCCGUUUAAGUUAUUAACCUUCAGCUUCUCUUUGCUUCUGUUUUCGUCUUCAUAUGUUGGUUUUAUGAACCUGCACUGCUGAGAGGAAGAAGGUCCUGUGUUUGACGACUAUGAAUUUCACUCCCUGUGCAGACCUGGGUCACAGCGCAGUGGUGUUUUAACCUGCUUCAAAGUACAAUAUAUUUUUACUACAUUGGGAUGGUUCUGAUAGUGUUAAAAAUGUGUGAAAACUGUCUGGCACUCGUUGUAUUGUCUCAUGUGGCAAACUGCUUUGAUCUUGUAUUCCAAGAAGGGAUAAAACAAACUAUAAGAACUGAUUUUACUGAAGCCAGGUCUGUCUUCUCUCGUGUGAGUGUUGUGUGUGUGUGUGUGUGUGUGUGAGAGAGAGAGAGCGAGAGAGAAGGCUCAGUCACAUCAUUUUGCACUGAAAGUUAACUGAGCUUAGCUGUCAGUUCAGUGCAGACUGAUCAGUUGGUUGGGAGAUCUGACAAAGAGUUUCUGGCUGUGCUGCAGAUUGGACACAAUAUCAUAUCUUCAUAAGCUGGUGAUCACAAAGCUAUAUUUUUACCUCUGCGUUUUAAGUUUAGUUUCAGACAUGCAGUCCUGACUGUGGUUCAGGUCACAGUCAGCUUUCUGGGAGGGUCGAGUUCCAGUUUCGCAGCUUGGCCAGAAGUGCACCAGCCCGACAAUGUGGACGUUGCAGUUGUCUUUUGUAACCCCACGCUCCAUUUUGGCGUUGGUCUCACAGGAGGGUUCAUGAGGUCAAGUUAGCCCAGUGAGUCGAGCAGUCCCGCGCAGGGAGUCCUCCCGUUGUUCUGAACCUGUGGCCAUUCUUUGUAAAACAUGCAGUCUGAUGAUGAUUCUAGCUGUGUAAGUUGAGAUGCAAUACUUACAAUAAAAACAAGAUUUUCAAACCUGAA
Scatophagus argus is the source of this 4920-nucleotide messenger RNA. It is a transcript of the gene mxi1, whose product is annotated as max interactor 1, dimerization protein. Gene Ontology annotation, molecular function: protein dimerization activity; RNA polymerase II cis-regulatory region sequence-specific DNA binding; DNA-binding transcription factor activity, RNA polymerase II-specific. The record is from RefSeq and is a predicted model, not a curated record. The transcript is spliced from 6 exons. The coding region runs from base 509 to 1192 and encodes 227 amino acids. Gene Ontology annotation, biological process: regulation of transcription by RNA polymerase II. NCBI's taxonomy places the organism in Eukaryota, Metazoa, Chordata, Actinopteri, Scatophagidae.